AGUCCCACACCAAAAGGUCGAAUGACCUCGUGAAAGGCAGAUCCCAUGAAUGCCAGUCAACUCUUCUGAUGUUCUAGUGAGCAGGAAGAUGAAGAAGCAGAAAGCCCUGCUUUUGCUGUUGACCCAAUAGCAAAGUUGAGAGUUUUAGGGUUCAGAUCUCUGUCACCGACAUCCCAAAUUUCCCUAUCUCGAGCUGUGUGUGUGUGUGUGUGUCUGUGCUUUUGGUGCGUGGUGGUUGUAGUCCAAGUUGAUCAAUUGCUUCAGGGGUGCGAUUCUAGGGUUGGAAUCAUGACGGAGUGGGGAAGGAUUGGUGGUGAAAGAGGCUGGCGCGAGAGGGUGCGCGGGCGCACGGGGAGAUGGCGUAGGGGCUUGAGAGACACCGUUGCCCGGGGCAUGGGUAGCUCCUGCGGCGCCUUAGUGUCGCCAGCGUCGUAGAAGCCAGAGAUUAAUGCGUCAAAUUUGACGACUCAAACCUCGGCAUCCUUGUCUGCGUUGCCCACAAGUGAGCACUUGAAUGCGUGUGGUUUGAUUUUCAGUCGAUUGAAAUGGGGCGUGUUUGAGGCUGUCGUUGGGAUACAUGAGAGAUGGUGAUGAGGGUGAGGGCAAGAGGAGAUUUAGUAUUUGUAUGGCUCUAGGGUUGGAGCCUUUGGAAUUCAUGGGUUGCAGUGUGAAGUGCGAAAACCCUACAUCUUACGCUGUGCCAUGAAACACACACGUUCUUUGAGGUUACCAUGUUGUGGGCGUGAAGUUGAAGGUGCAAUUUUGAUGAAUCGCAGUCCCAAAGCUACCAUAGAAUGUUUUUGGUGGUUUACCGCCAGGAUUGUGUGCGGUUUCAUGAAGUUGAUGGUAGUGUGUAGUAAGCAGGGGGUCAACGAGAUGCCUUGGCCAUCAAGUUUAGAAAGAUGGAGUGUCUUAUUUGAUCUAUUUAAGCCAUUUUCCCUACUCGUUGUUCAGAAAGAUCUUGCUUUGACAAGACAAAGUUCAUGUUUCCCAAUCCACUCAGAGAACAAGUGUGCGAUUGUUGCCGAUGUGUUGGUUCAUUGUUCUAUCGGAUUUUCUAAAGGUAUAGCAAAGGACCUCACAUUUCUUCGCAAGGUAGAGCGCUCUCCUGUAAUUUCAACGGAAUCACAAUUGUAGGUGCAGACAAGAGCCUAAGGACGGGCUGCAAGCAUGUCGUGGCGGGACGAGAAGGCGGAUCACCUGCAGAAGAGCAGGGACUUCUCCCUCUUUCACGACGACGACGCCUGGGGUUCCAGAGAUAUUCAGAGAAAAAAGGGGAAGGACGAUGGGGUUUCCGAAAAUCAAGAAGCACGUGAUCGGUUACUUCGGCUGAAAGCUCUUCAGAAGCAGAGAGCCAACAAGCAAAAGGAGCAAUAUGUUGAGAGUCCGUCCCCCGAGCGAGGUAAUCGUUAUGAGCGGCAGGAUUUGGAGAGGAACCCAAGGCCGAGCGGGAGUAAUCGGCCGCCUGCGAAGGACAAUUUCGGUUCGUUUUUCGGGAAGGUGGAGAAGGUGGUGGCGGAGCGGGUGGUGGAUGAGAAGCGAGCGCGUGAAAUAGCUGCUCGCGAAGCACGAAUUGCCGAGGCUGAGAAAGCAGCGAAAGUUCGGGCCAACAGCAGAAAUGGUUUAUGAGACCUCCGAGCAACGAUUCUAUAAGUAAACCUGCAGCUAAAUUGAAGCCUGUGAAACCGGCGGCAGUGAAAGCUCAGAAAUUGAAGGUCAAACGAGACUAUUCGUUUCUAUUCCCGGAUAACAUCCGAGCAAACCUGGGGGCGCUGAUGAUCGGGAUUCUCGAGCAGAGCUCAGCAAGGUGUCUAGAGACGGGAGGGGUUCCGCAGAGGAUUUGACGAAACAUAUGAGCGUGGGUACUUUUGCUCGGAAACCGAGAGCAGCCAGCAAUAGUGCUGUGCGGCCUGGGUCGGGUCAGGUUCUCAAAGCAAGUGCAAGUAUAACCAGGUAUGACGGUGAAAAGAGUGUGGGGAGAAACGUGGCACCGCUUCGGGUAGGACUUGCGAGCAAGAGUGGGUUGGAUGAGAGACCGCCAUAUCGAGGAGUGCCAUCGAAGUUGCUUGUAUCCUCCGAUAGGUCAAAGAGCGAUGGGCAAGAGAGGGCAAAGUCGGUAGGUCCGAAAGUCACAAACCACGAAAGAGCUGUGCCACAGAAUUCUUGGUCAAUGAAACAGUUAUUGUUAACGAAGGCGAUGCAGACAUCAGUUCAAAGGACAUCCCAAUCCGGGAACGGAACCGUCCGAGAGAAAAUGGUACAGAAGUCUACAAUGAAGAGUUGGGCGUUACAGUCGGUCCAGGAAGGCAAUGGGAGCGAUACAUCGAGGAUGAAGAAAAACAUCGGGGAGGCAGGAAAGAAGGUGGGGACAGGGGUGAUGUGGGACGAUGGGAGAAGAGUGGAGAGGUCAAAACAUGGAGUCCCACCCUCGGAAAGCGAGAUGACAGGACUGGUGGCUGGAGGACCUCGAUCUGGAGCAUCAGGUGGAGGUAGAAUAGCCCCGGCGAGCGUAAAUGGAUUGAAGCGGAAACGAAACGACUGCGAGGAUAGGAGGAAAGCCAUCGGUGCUCCGCCGAGGGGGCCUGUUACGGACGAGGCCACGAGGAGGAAACCCGUAGGAAACGAGUGUAUAGAGAGGAAAUCAAGCGACGAGCUGAGGAGGAGGAAGAAAUUAAGCGAAGAACCGAUGGAGAGCAAGCCAGCAGCUGCAAAGGAAAAGAAGAGACCUUGGGAGCCGGAGUCCGACUAUGAGUCGGACAGCGAUGACGGAGGCGGUGUUCGAGCAUCGGGGUAUUCCAGCAUUAUACAGAAGCUGUUUCGGUAUAAUCCUAACAAGUACAAGGAUUUGGACGACGAAGACGUUAAGAACAUGGAGGCGAGUUUCCGGCAUAUACAGGUGGAGGAGUAGCGGAGCGCGCGACUGGGACGAGAGGAGGACGAGCUGGAGCAGGAGUUGAUAGAGGAAGAGGAGCGGCAGGAGCGGCUGCGCAGGCGUAAGAGACAGAAGUCUUAAUGAAGGUCUAGAAUGGAUGUGAAAGAGAUGGGUGUGCCGAGUCUCAGCGGGCUUUCGAUUUGACAUACCAUACAUCAUCUGAGACGUAGUAUUUUGAUUUAACCUGACGAAGUGGGUUUCUUUACGAUGAUGGCGUUGUAUUUUUUGAUCUUUAACUGAUGGAUUGCGAAGAACAAAAAUUGAUAACUGAUGAACAAACCAAGUUGUACACUGGCGUUGGAGAGGCGUUUAGUGGUGGAGACACGUGAUUGUGCACAUCUGCAGCUUUGGAAGGACCAGUAUUAGAUGGUGAUAUGUUCUUGCUAUGGUGAGUGGCAAACUGGAUGCCGGAAGGUGUCGGCAGAGUUCAGUUCAGAAACGUCGAGCUGGGUUGUCACCGUUAUAGGUGGAGGAGCUCCGUUACGAACACAUGGUGUGGUCUUUAACAUUGGUGUGUUGAAAUCUUUAGCACAUGGGGAUCGAAUGAAACGUUGCCCAUGUGUAGCGCCUCGCUACUGACGAUUGAGAUUUUGUGGAGUUUCUUUGUGGGACAGGCAAAAAGAGGGAGCUGUUCCUAUGCGUGGAAAUUUUUCAGUUCUGAUAGCUUAAUUGACUCUCUUUUUUUUAUUCUUUUUUUUAUUCUUUUUAUCAUUUCCAUAGCGUAUUUCAUUAGUUUGAACAAGAAAGAGAUCAUUACUGUCGGCUGCAAGUGGUUCAGUUCGUAGAUGUUAGCCCUUUGUGUCCGUGUUCCUCUCAAAAAGUGCAAUAUCUCUUGUAGACAAUUCGUAUAUUGCCAUUACGGAAGUUAUGGUAGAUGUUCAGUUAUAAACAAACGAUUGGCGGGUAAAUAGACGGGGGUCGGUGUCUCUAAAAUGUAGCGUACACGCCUAUGUUUCAAUGCCAAUCGUUUCCAAUCUGAUAACUAGGACACCUCCAAUCUUAAGUGGGGGACUGUCAAUUGACAUUGCAACUCAUCAAAACAGGCAGCAAUUUCAAUGUAGGAACCAGAGAAACUGGCUCGACAUACUUGUAGCUAUCCGGCUUCGAUGCUGUUGAGAGCAUUCUUGAACGUGCUUGAAAUGAGAUAGCUUGUAAAAUUAAUCCUUAAGACUGAAUAUGUUUAUUCA
Molecule: messenger RNA, 4119 nt
Organism: Physcomitrium patens
Lineage: Eukaryota; Viridiplantae; Streptophyta; Bryopsida; Funariales; Funariaceae
Source: RefSeq, a predicted model, not a curated record